CUGUAGACGUGUCGGUAACAAGAUGGCACCUCCGGCUCCCGGUCCUGGCCCGGCCCCCGGCGGCCCCGGGGAGGUGGACGAGCUGUUUGACGUGAAGAACGCCUUCUACAUCGGCAGCUACCAACAGUGCAUCAACGAGGCGCAGCGCGUCAAGCUUUCUAGUCCAGAAAAAGAAAUUGAAAGAGAUGUCUUCUUGUACAGAGCUUAUCUUGCACAGAGAAAGUAUGGCGUGGUACUGGAUGAGAUCAAAACCAACUCCUCUCCAGAGCUCCAGGCCGUCCGAAUGUUUGCAGAGUAUCUUUCCAGUGAAAGCCAGAGAGAUGCGAUUGUGGCAGACUUGGACCGAAAGAUGGCAAAGAAUGUCGAUGUGACCAACACGACCUUCUUGUUAAUGGCUGCUUCCAUCUACUUCCAUGACAAGAACCCCGAUGCUGCUCUGCGCACAUUGCACCAAGGGGAGAGCUUGGAGUGCAUGGCCAUGAUUGUGCAGAUACUCCUGAAGUUGGACAGAUUGGACCUAGCUCGCAAAGAGCUAAAAAAGAUGCAGGAGCAGGAUGAGGACGCCACUCUGACGCAGCUGGCCACUGCCUGGGUCAAUCUGGCCAUGGGUGGUGAGAAGCUUCAGGAUGCCUAUUACAUCUUCCAAGAGAUGGCAGAUAAGUGCUCCUCUACCCUGCUCCUGCUCAAUGGCCAAGCCGCCUGCUAUAUGGCCCAGGGCAAAUGGGAGGAUGCCGAAGGAGUUCUCCAAGAGGCACUCGACAAGGACAGCAGCCACCCAGAGACCCUCAUUAACUUCAUUGUCUUAUCCCAACACCUGGGGAAGCCUAUUGAGGUCACCAACAGAUACUUGUCACAACUGAAAGAUGCCCACCGGUCCCAUCCAUUCAUCAAAGAGUACCAGAGCAAGGAGAAUGACUUUGACCGGCUGGCUCUGCAGUACACUCCAAGUGCGUGAGAAGGGCUCAGGGCUUUGUGGAAGCCCUGGACACCUCCCCCAGAAAUGAAGAAAAACCCUCACUGGCUGGUUGGCCCCACCUCCCAAAACAAAGGACCAGGAUUUUUGGAGUCCCCGGCCUCUCCUUGGAGGCUUUUUGGCCUCAGCUCCUCCUAAGCUAUGCUAGACCCAGGAGCCAGAGCUGGAGGAGGCCCCCCUGCAACACCUUUUUCAAUAAAGGCUCUUCUGCAGUCAA
Molecule: messenger RNA, 1190 nt
Organism: Antechinus flavipes (yellow-footed antechinus)
Lineage: Eukaryota; Metazoa; Chordata; Mammalia; Dasyuromorphia; Dasyuridae
Gene: COPE
Product: COPI coat complex subunit epsilon
Exons: 10
Coding region: 23-955 (310 amino acids)
Biological process (GO): intra-Golgi vesicle-mediated transport; retrograde vesicle-mediated transport, Golgi to endoplasmic reticulum; endoplasmic reticulum to Golgi vesicle-mediated transport
Cellular component (GO): COPI vesicle coat
Molecular function (GO): protein binding; structural molecule activity
Source: RefSeq, a predicted model, not a curated record